AGGUGUUUGGGGAUACUUGGGUGCCCACGGAGACUGCAUUGGGGCCCUCAGCCUUACUACCCAACUAGACACAUAUAACCCACACAAGGUGUGGGUCAGAUUUUGUGAUCUAGGUUUUUGUUUGAAUCCCACUGCCUUUACUUCUUCCACACCAGAACCUCAGCACUUCCUGGUUCUUUGCUGCUCUUAUCUGUCACCUCCCAAAAUUGGGUGGAUUUGCAAGCUAAUAUCUGAUACAAUUCCUAUUAGGCGACGGGAGGUCCCUGAGCAAAUAUCUGCUCAUAUACAACAGUUGUGGUAUAGAAUCAUAAGUUUCAUUGUGCAGUGAGUACAUGACUCUCCCCUUCUGAGGUUGGAGCCUGACUGAAAUCUGCCAGUUUCCCCAACUCCAAUUUACAGCAAUGAUUAUCAUGCUUCCUUUGUUUUGCCAAUGGUGCUGUAUACAGUCAUAGUAAAGCCUUGUCCACACUAAAACAAAUUGAGUUUUGACGUGGCUCAGCUUCUGAGAAAUUUUUGGAGGUGCAAUUCAGUGAAGGUGUUAUUAUUGUUUAUUAGAUUUGUUAGGAAUGUAGGAGAGUCUGUCAGAAAGUUGUCAGCACCCUCAAAAAGUUAUGAUGCGGCAGAUUGGGAGAAACCAUGAUAGUUGGCAAUGAUUUCAGUGUUGAAUUAAAUUAUAACAAAAACAGAAGUAUGGACGUGAAUAAAGAUAUCAAUGAAAUGGACCCUAUUCCAUUGAAGGAUUCUUUGCAUUUAAACUCUUCCAGUAAAGAGAGCCUGAGAAAUAGUGAAACUACGUCAGGAAUGACAUUACCCACAGGCUUGUCGGGUUUUCUGCUGGAAUGUUUGGAUGAGGAUUCUACUCUGGGCUGUAAUACAGAAUCUAGUGAUGGAGCAAGUAGCUAUUCAUCACCUGAAAUAUUCAGAGAUGAAAGAGAUUUAGAAGGAAGCAGCACUAGUUCUGAAGUUUGCCUUGGGCACAGAAAUUCAACCCUCUUGGAUACCAGCAAAGCCAUCAACAUAGACAGGAUGCCACAUCUGCCAAAUCUUUCAAAGAUAUUGGAGACCACUUUAGGAGGCCAAGACCAGAGCGUUAUGAGUGACAGACAGUCAAAGCAGAAAUUGCAUUCUAAAUUGACAAAUGCUUCAACUGUAGUUGCAGGGAAACAAGUGUGCAAAGUUUUGUCUGCAAAGGAAAAAACGCCUGAAUUGCAAUCUUCUGGAGCCUCCUUGUUGUCUCUAAAACGAAAAAAGCAGACUGAUGAUCAACCUCAGAAAAUGAAAUGCAGGAAGAAAGUACUAUUCAAAAGUGGAUUAGAGAGCACAUCCUCCUCAUCCUCUCCUGAUGUAUUGAAUCCAUCUGGGAAAAGCAUGCUGGGUGCAUGUUGUGGGAUUACAGACAAAAUCUUAGUUUCCUCACUCCCAGAUACUGAUGUGGAGAUUGGUUCCAGAACAGUGAACAUGAGAAAGAAUAAAGCAUUGCUAACAAGUACAGCACUUCAACAGCCAGAAGAUUUAGAGCUGGACUUGUCAUCAGUGCACAAGGUCUCACUCAGUGAAGAUUUCUUGCUAAACACCAAUAGCUCAUAUGUAAAUUCAGAAGAAAUUGUUCCUGCCUCCUUGUCUCCAGAAAGCAUCAUUCGUCAGUGUCUGCGUAACCCACCAGAAAUUUGCUCUGUCAUAAAGGCUUCGCCUGGAUUUAGACCAUUGAACAUUCUCCAACAUCCACUGAAUAGAAAAGUAUUAUUCCCACCACCAGGAGCAACUGAAGAUAUUAUUACCAGUUCAAAAAACUGGGUCUACAAUAGUGACAGAUGAGCACUGCCGCUGGUCUCCAGAACAUGAAAGAAGAUAGUUAUGUGACAGCAGCAGGGUGGCGGGAGGGGGAGACAGAGUGGAGCACUUUCUGGAGCCCUCUACAGCAGCCUUCCCCAACUUGGAGCCCUCCAAAUGUUGUUGGACUCCAUCUCCCAUCAUCUCCAGCUAGCAGGUCAGGGAUGAUGGGAGUUGUAGUCCAACAACAUCUGGGGGUGGACCAGGUUGGGGGAGACUGCUCCACAGUUACAUUGGAUGGGCAGUAGAUUCAGUCAAAGAAAGCAAUGGACACCUAAGUCCUAUAUGAAGAAACGGGACUGAUGUUCUAUAUAUUAUCCUUAUUUCUUAUUGAUUUCAAUAGUUAUUUCUUUCAAAAUUUCCAAAAUUAUUUGUCUGUCUGUCAUACAUAAUCUUCUAAAUUGCAUCUUGUUGUUGUGACAGAGUAUUUAAAAUACUUGCCUCAAAAGACAUAGUCAGAAGUUUUAUUGCUCCCAAGAGGAAAAGUAUUUUGUUUCUUUAGGGACUGUUCUCUAAGCAUUUCUUGUUAAAAGAGAAAAAGUGGAAUUUGAGAACAUAGAAUGGUAGGAAGAGACUGAACUACACAUUUGGACUUUGUUAAGUUUGUAAUUUAAUUGUAUUUUCAAAAAAGAUACUGAAAAAUUACAGUUAAGGAAGUUUUUUCUGGUAAGUAAAAGUAAUGUCAGGAAUUGUAACAGCUUGCACCAAUGUCAUUAUUUUAGUUGAUGUUUUGUGUAUGCCACCAUCCUGUAUUGCAAAGCAAUACCAUGUUCUUAGCAGCACAUUCUUGUCAAAUCUGUGUUGAAUAUUCUUUUAGUAUUCAAUAUUUAGCAAAACUUAUUAGCCUGAUCCCUGAAGCCAGUUAAUUUCAAGUGCUUCUAUUUAAGCCCAUUUAGGACAACAGCAUCUACUUUUAAAUCUUAAUACUUUACCUUGGCUGGUCUUGUGAAACUGACUUGUAUGUGAAUAGGCCUAUGGAUAUAGAUGUGAAAAGUUAAGCUGUAGAAGAACUAGAUAGUUUUUGUUGGUGUCAUACUUCUUAAUAGAGCUACUUGCAUUUGAAUUCAAUAUGAAGUUUGAACCUUUAAGAAUGACUUAAGAGUUGCUCCGUUCCUACUUAGUGGUUUUGUGCAAGUGGCCUCUGUGAUCUGCCCACUUAGGGGAAAAAAAAGUAUCAUAUGAAAUUCUGUCAGUGACAAAAAAAAUAGCGGGUUACUGUACAUUUUGAUGUGUAACUGUUUAACAUUUUUUUAAAAAUGAAAGGUGGUGGAGAGAAACCUGCCCAAGACGUGCACCGCUGCAGAAGCAUGCAUAAAUAAAAAGCAC
This is a messenger RNA of Rhineura floridana, 3156 nucleotides long. RefSeq names its product meiotic kinetochore factor (gene MEIKIN). The transcript has 13 exons. Gene Ontology annotation, cellular component: kinetochore. NCBI's taxonomy places the organism in Eukaryota, Metazoa, Chordata, Lepidosauria, Squamata, Rhineuridae. Gene Ontology annotation, biological process: meiotic sister chromatid cohesion, centromeric; male meiosis chromosome segregation; homologous chromosome segregation. The record is from RefSeq and is a predicted model, not a curated record. The coding region runs from base 637 to 1815 and encodes 392 amino acids.